Messenger RNA from Anolis carolinensis (green anole), 1188 nucleotides. RefSeq names its product glutathione S-transferase Mu 4. Gene Ontology annotation, molecular function: glutathione transferase activity. Gene Ontology annotation, biological process: glutathione metabolic process. The coding region runs from base 360 to 1022 and encodes 220 amino acids. The record is from RefSeq and is a predicted model, not a curated record. NCBI's taxonomy places the organism in Eukaryota, Metazoa, Chordata, Lepidosauria, Squamata, Anolidae. The transcript is spliced from 8 exons.
CAGAUGCAGCUUCCUGCCAUGUGUUUGCAGCGCUGUUAAGAUAUCACGUAGAACUCUAGAGGCGCAAUUGCUGAACUGGGGUGUUAUUGUGUCUCCCAUGCAAUCUCUUAAGACAUUGAUCAUAUUUUAUAACCCCGGUAGUUCUUUUGCAUAACACCGGGAGAGUCCCCACGGGAGAGGCGUCAGAGGUGGGAGUGGAAAGGGCAGAAGUGAAAGUCCCGGGAGUGGGGCGGAGUCCGCCAAGUGCGCGGCCACCUCCAAGCCAGGCUUGUCCUCGACUCACCCCACUUUCGGGAGUGUUUCUCUUCCUGCCCUGGAGCCCAGGACCAGCAGAAGCCGAGGCACGCCACGCGAGGAAGAUGAGCGUCACGCUGGGCUACUGGGACAUCCGUGGGCUUGCCCAUGCUAUCAGGCUACUCCUAGAAUACACAGAAACACCAUAUGAAGAAAAACGAUACCAUUUUGGAGAAGCUCCUGAUUUUGACAGACGCGAGUGGACUAGUGUAAAAGAGAAACUGGGCUUUGACUUCCCAAAUCUGCCAUACCUAAUUGACGGUGACAGAAAACUUACACAGAGCAAUGCCAUCCUGCGAUAUCUUGCCCGCAAGCACAAGAUGUGUGGGGAGACUGAAGAAGAAAUAAUCCGGAUGGAUAUACUUGAAUACCAGGUUGUAGAUUUUGCAACAGACCUUGCAACAGUGUGUUACAGCCCAGAUUUUGAAAAAUUGAAGCCCGAGUACAUUAAACAGCUACCUGAGAAACUGAAGCGGUUCUCCCAGUUUCUGGGAGACAGAAAAUGGUUUCUAGGAGAUAAGAUCACCUAUGUAGAUUUCCUUGCAUAUGACAUUUUGGAUCUGCACCAGAUGUUUCAGCCAAAAUGCUUGGAUCAGUUCAAAAAUUUAAAAGAUUUCCUGGAUCGCUUUGAGGCAUUGGAGAAGAUUUCUGCCUACAUAAAAUCAAGCCGUUUCCUGAGAACUCCUCUCUAUGGCAGAAAUGCCACUUGGGGUAAUACAAAUGAAUAGAAGGAAACAGGAUUCUUCCUGGCUUGACAUUUGCAAUUCUGUAUCAGUAAGGAGCCUUGAAACACCACCUCCCUUCAUGCUUCAGAACAUUGUUGCACAGUAUUUCCAAUGCCCCAAAUACAUUCCAAGGAACCAGAUAAUAAUAAAAGCCGUUGAGUAUGAAAAA